GCCAUUUCCGCCAUUGGAUGACGUUAUUGCGGCGCGCCGGGAGGCUACAUCCGGGUUUCUGCUGGCAGGCUCCUCGCAGGAUCUUGGACCCUGGAAGAAGGCUGUGUGGAUCGCGGGUGCUGAACGAGGUGGAACUGAGCAGUGGCAUUCAUAAAGACUGCAGCUUUUCAGUGCCUCAGAAGCUGUUCAGGUUUGGGAAGGAAACCUUCAGUCUCAUGAAACAGUAUUUCCAAAACGUUCUGAAGUUUCCCUGGGAGUGAAAAGCGACUAGAUCUAACUCUUUCCUGGAGAACAAAAAGGACCAAGGUGCCCACCCAGUUCUGAGAGACUGGCCAUGUCUCUGUCCCACCUGUACCGGGACGGGGAGGGCCAUCUGGAUGAUGAUGAUGAUGAGCGUGAGAACUUCGAGAUCACCGACUGGGAUCUCCAGAAUGAGUUUAACCCCAAUCGUCAGCGUCACUGGCAGACCAAGGAGGAGGCCACCUAUGGGGUGUGGGCUGAGCGUGAUUCGGAUGAGGAGAGGCCAAGCUUUGGAGGAAAACGGGCCCGAGACUACUCUGCGCCUGUCAACUUCAUCAGCGCAGGGCUCAAGAAAGGGGCAGCUGAGGAAGCAGACUCGGAGGACUCUGACGAUGAUGAGAAGCCUGUUAAGCAGGAGGACUUUCCGAAGGAUUUAGGACCAAAGAAGUUAAAGACGGGCGGCAAUUUUAAGCCCAGCCAGAAAGGCUUUGCAGGAGGAACCAAGUCCUUCAUGGACUUUGGCAGCUGGGAGAGACACACGAAGGGGAUUGGGCAGAAGCUGUUGCAGAAGAUGGGCUACGUCCCUGGUCGGGGCCUGGGGAAGAAUGCACAAGGUAUCAUCAACCCCAUUGAAGCUAAACAAAGAAAAGGCAAAGGAGCUGUGGGUGCCUAUGGCUCAGAGCGGACCACUCAGUCUCUGCAGGACUUCCCUGUGGCUGACUCUGAAGAGGAGGCUGAAGAGGAGUUUCAGAAGGAGCUGAGCCAGUGGAGGAAAGACCCCAGUGGGAGCAAGAAGAAGCCAAAAUACUCUUACAAGACCGUGGAGGAGCUGAAGGCCAAGGGCAGGGUCAGCAAGAAGCUCACAGCACCUCAGAAGGAGCUGUCCCAGGUCAAGGUGAUCGACAUGACAGGCAGGGAGCAGAAAGUGUACUACAGCUAUAGUCAGAUCAGCCACAAGCACAGCGUGCCUGACGAGGGAGUGCCCUUGCUGCCGCAGCUGCCUCCCACAGCUGGUAAGGAAGCCAGGGUGCCGGGCUUCGCGCUGCCGGAGCUGGAGCACAACCUGCAGCUGCUGAUUGAGCACACGGAGCAGGAGAUCAUCCAGAGCGACCGCCAGCUGCAGUACGAGCGGGACAUGGUGGUCAGCCUGUCGCACGAGCUGCAGAAGACCGCCGAGGUGCUAGCGCACGAGGAACGCGUCAUCUCCAACCUCAGCAAGGUGCUGGCCCUGGUGGAGGAGUGUGAGCGCCGCAUGCAGCCCCAUGGCGCCGACCCCCUCACGCUGGAUGAGUGUGCGCACAUCUUUGAGACGCUGCAGGACAAGUACUAUGAGGAGUACCGCCUGGCGGACCGCGCGGACCUCGCUGUGGCCAUCGUGUACCCGCUUGUGAAGGAGUACUUCAAGGACUGGCACCCCCUCGAGGAUAGCAGCUAUGGCACCCAGAUCAUAUCCAAGUGGAAGAGCCUCCUGGAGAACGACCAGCUGCUAUCUCACAGCAGCCAGGACCUGUCCUCAGACGCCUUCCACAGGCUCAUGUGGGAGGUCUGGAUGCCUUUUGUUCGGAAUGUGGUUGCCCAGUGGCAACCCAGGAACUGUGACCCGAUGGUAGACUUCCUGGACAGCUGGGCACCCAUCAUCCCGGUGUGGAUUCUGGACAAUAUCCUGGACCAGCUCAUCUUCCCUAAGCUGCAGAAGGAGGUGGACAACUGGAACCCCUUGACAGACACCGUUCCCAUCCACUCGUGGAUCCAUCCGUGGCUGCCCCUCAUGCAGGCCCGCCUGGAGCCGCUCUACUCCCCCGUCCGCAGUAAGCUGUCCAGUGCGCUGCAGAAAUGGCACCCCAGUGAUGCCUCAGCCAAGCUCAUCCUGCAGCCCUGGAAAGAGGUCCUAACCCCUGGGUCCUGGGAGGCCUUCAUGCUCAGGAACAUCGUGCCCAAGCUGGGCAUGUGCCUGGGUGAGCUCGUCAUCAACCCCCACCAGCAGCAUAUGGACGCCUUCUAUUGGGUGAUGGACUGGGAAGGGAUGAUCUCUGUGUCCAGCCUGGUGGGGCUGCUGGAGAAGCAUUUCUUCCCCAAGUGGCUUCAGGUGCUGUGCUCCUGGCUCAGUAACAGCCCCAAUUAUGAGGAGAUCACUAAGUGGUACCUGGGCUGGAAAUCCAUGUUCUCAGACCAGGUGCUGGCACACCCUUCUGUCAAGGACAAGUUCAACGAAGCCCUUGACAUCAUGAACAGGGCCGUGUCCUCCAAUGUGGGAGCCUACAUGCAGCCAGGUGCAAGGGAGAAUAUUGCCUACCUCACCCACACGGAGCGCAGGAAGGACUUCCAGUACGAGGCCAUGCAGGAGCGCCGGGAGGCUGAGAACAUGGCACAGAGGGGCAUCGGUGUGGCUACCAGCACUGUGCCCAUGAACUUUAAGGACCUCAUUGAGACCAAGGCGGAGGAGCACAACAUCGUGUUCAUGCCCGUCAUCGGCAAGCGGCACGAGGGCAAGCAGCUCUACACCUUCGGCCGCAUUGUCAUCUACAUUGACCGGGGCGUGGUGUUCGUGCAGGGCGAGAAGACAUGGGUGCCCACCUCCCUGCAGAGCCUCAUUGACAUGGCCAAGUAGACAUGGGGGCCACGCCAGGCAGGUGUGAAUAAACAGCACUUUAAACGAGCUCAUAAUAAAUGUCUCUACUUGGGAGACCAGGCCACCAGGGCAGGACAUGGUAACGCCACCAGUUGGCCUGGCAGAGAGGCUGGUGUGGUCUGCACUGUGGCCUCCAGCCCAGGUGGCAAGUACUGCCCUGUUACACGGACUGAGCACAGUCUGUGGGUUUCCUGAUGAUCUCCAGGUCCUCACAGUUGUGGUAGUCAGGCUCCUCCCGAGAUGCCCACAGGUCCCUUGGCAGUCCCUCCAGCUUCUGUAGUGGGAACCAGUGCACAGACGUGUCGUUGAAGGUGUCGGCGUACCGGGGGUUCUGAGGCAGUGGGGACUCCUCCAGGCCUUUCAGAAUCUGAGCAGAGAGGUCCAGACACAGGCAUUAGGUAUGACCCCACUCUCUUGGCUUACUUUUCUGUUCACUUGGACACCCCAUUUUCCUUUUGAAAAAUAAGAAAUGGAGGUUUGUAUUUCAAUGCUUUUCAGCCCCAAGGGCAAUGGGAAUGCUGGCUCACCCUGAGGAUGAAAGGGUUUGGCACCAGCUGGUUCCAGGGGGGCCCCCUCCCAGUAUGUGUGCUCAUUAACAUGGGCGGAUACUAUGGCCUUGCACCCCCACCCGGCUAUCUUGUCAGAUACCUUUGCAACGUAGGGAUAAUUUUCCUGCAGGAUCCUUGUCAACAACCUAGAAAUAAAAUAUAUAUUUACACAA
This is a messenger RNA of Meriones unguiculatus (Mongolian gerbil), 3590 nucleotides long. RefSeq names its product tuftelin interacting protein 11 (gene Tfip11). Gene Ontology annotation, biological process: spliceosomal complex disassembly. Lineage: Eukaryota; Metazoa; Chordata; Mammalia; Rodentia; Muridae. Gene Ontology annotation, molecular function: nucleic acid binding. Gene Ontology annotation, cellular component: U2-type post-mRNA release spliceosomal complex. The transcript has 14 exons. Bases 335 to 2848 code for a protein of 837 amino acids. The record is from RefSeq and is a predicted model, not a curated record.